AUGAAAAGUUUCAAGAGCCUGUCAGGGCUCCUCAGACGGGAAUCCAAGAACCGCCAAUCUCAAGAAACAAACGACCAGAGCCCAAUAGUGACCGCAGCGUUCCCAGAUGGACUGGAGGUGCUGCAUGACUAUUCCGAUGCGGCGCUCGACAUCUGCUUCAUUCAUGGGUUGACCGGAGAUCGACGGACAACCUGGACACCAGAUCAGCAGCCAGCACCAUGGCCACAGACACUGCUUCCGUCGCAUGUCAGCAAAGCUCGCAUAUUGAGCUAUGGAUAUGAUGCAUAUUUUGCACGAAAGUCGACCGCGUCGUGUAAUCGGGUCAUCGACCAUGCCACAAACCUCUUGCAUGACUUGACUACCGAUCGGGCGUCUUGUGGUGCCUCGUCCAGACCUCUGAUUUUCAUCGCCCACAGCCUGGGAGGUCUUGUCACCAAAAAGGCAAUUCUGCUUUCCCGAAAUAACCCCGAGGCCCAUCUCCAGGGCGUGUUCAAGUCCACGAAGGCCAUCAUAUUCAUGGGCACGCCUCACAAAGGAUCUUGGAUGGCAAGCUGGGCCAAAAUCCCCGCAGCAACAUUAGGAUUAGUGAAGUCGACAAAUCAGUCCUUGUUCGCGGUACUGCAUAGCGAAAGUCAAUUCCUCGAAUCUCUCCAGAUCGAAUUUCUGGCACUGAUACGGCAGCUGCGUGAGGCUGGCAGAGGUCUCGAGGUGACCUGCUUUUUCGAGGAACUUCCAUUGCCGCUGGCGGGACAAGUGGUGUCGAAAGAAUCGGCGACUCUGGAUGGAUAUAACGCCAUCAGUAUCCAUGCUAACCAUAGUAAUAUGGUGAAGUUUGGGUCUUCGGAGGAGAAUGGAUUCAAAAGAUUGGUGGGGGAGCUCCAGAGGUGGCAAUCGCAACUCAGGGAUGUGGAGGCCAAUUCAAAUUCACCUCACUCAACGAGUAAUGAGUCGGCUCAGAGAUCAGAUUCCUUGCAACCCAACCCAGCGACUGACUCGAGCUACACAUUUUGCAACAGUGGCAGCGGAUGGAUCAACAGCAAUGUUGGCUCGGGACCUCAGAACAACAACAAUGGCACCGGUAAUCAGUUCAACAGUCCGAUCCAAAGUCUGGUGCUGCCGUCAGUGCAAUCCAACAGGUGA
Messenger RNA from Penicillium olsonii, 1140 nucleotides. The record is from the annotation of a GenBank genome assembly. Lineage: Eukaryota; Fungi; Ascomycota; Eurotiomycetes; Eurotiales; Aspergillaceae.